AUGGCACCUUCUACUCAUAACAUGGCCAAUUCAAAUUCAAAUGAGCGGAAUGUUUAUUUUGGCUCAAACUCGCUGAAGAAGUAUUUUGAUCCUGAUUGUCAGCCUCCUUUGCCUCUGGUUGAACUUCCAGAGUAUCUUAAUCCAUACUAUCACGAUGGUGUUCGAAUAUAUGCCAAAAUGAUGACAAUGCAUCCGGCAAAUAAUGUUAAGGCCAUGCCUGCAUUGAAUAUGCUUGGAUCAAGCGUGGUGCCGGACCAAACGAAUAGAAUUAUCGAAUAUAGUUCAGGGUCAACUGUAAUUUCAAUGUCGAUGAUUGCCAGAGUCAUGCACGGUAUUGACGACACACGAGCCUUUCUGAGUAACAAGACAAGCGACGCUAAGCUGAAGCUUAUGCAAUUUUUUGGACUUGAUAUUACUCUGUUUGGGGGUCCAUCGCAGCCAGAACCAACUGAUCACCGCGGUGGUAUUCAAAGUGCCCACAGACAAGCCAAAGAGUCAGAAGCAAUUGUCAACCCUAAUCAAUAUGAGAAUGAUGAUAACUGGCAGGCCCAUAUUCGAUGGACUGGACCACAAAUAUUCAAGCAACUCCCAGAAAUUAAUGUUUUGUGUGCUGGCAUUGGCACCUCGGGAACGAUGACUGGACUCGGAACUUAUUUCAAGAGUGUGAAGCCAUCUGUGACACGACUUGGUGUCUGCACAGCAGCUGGCGACCGCGUACCUGGCCCUAGGUCAUAUGCCCUGCUACGACCUGUUGAGUUCCCAUGGAAAGAGGCAGUGGAUAUAUUUGAGGAAGUUGGCUCUGCCGACUCGUACACCCUGUCUCUGAGACUAUGCAGAGAAGGUCUGGUCUGUGGUCCAUCAUCCGGAUUCAACCUGCAGGGUUUAUUCCAAAUGCUGGAAAAGCACAAGGCCGCGGGAACACUCGGAGAUCUAGCAGGUCCGGAUGGAGUGACGCAUUGCGUCUUUUUGUGUUGCGACUUGCCAUAUCAGUAUCUUGAGGAGUAUUUCCAGAAGUUGGGACCUGGACAGUUCCCUCCUAUUCGCAAUGAGCGAUUGGCCAAAGUCGAUCUCCACCGUUAUGACGAGAGCUGGGAGCGUGACGCAUUGGAGGUACUUCCAGAAGUCUACGGAGCGCCCCGGUCUCUCGCGGAUAGUCCACUGAAUGAGAUCACGCUCAAACCCCAACAUCGAGUGAUUGAUCUUCGGAAACAAGGGGACUUCCGAGCAUGGCAUCUUCCUGAGUCGAUCAACUUGCCGCUGAGCAGUAUCGGGCCGCAUACUCCAUCACCGUUUUCAGAUCCAGCAAUCUUAGAGGCGCAGUGGGUGGAGCUGGAGCAGAUCUUCCGCGAUGGCCGCUUGGUCUCAGAUCUUGGUUAUCAUCACGUUCUUGUGGUAUGCUACGAUGGGGAUACAGCACGCGUGGCUACCAGUGUCCUUCGGGCUAGGGGCCUUGAAGCGGAUAGUGUGCGUGGAGGCUUCCAUGCUCUCCAAAUGUUUGGGAUCGGGAAUGAGGGCCCUGCCGUGCCCACCAAGGUGCCUGGGCCUAUUCCAGCGACGAUUUCCGUAUCCGCUGUACCCCUUGAUUAG
Penicillium angulare is the source of this 1587-nucleotide messenger RNA. Its product is annotated as putative cysteine synthase B. The record is from RefSeq and is a predicted model, not a curated record. The transcript is spliced from 3 exons. Lineage: Eukaryota; Fungi; Ascomycota; Eurotiomycetes; Eurotiales; Aspergillaceae. Gene Ontology annotation, molecular function: cysteine synthase activity; cystathionine beta-synthase activity. The coding region runs from base 1 to 1587 and encodes 528 amino acids. Gene Ontology annotation, cellular component: cytoplasm.